Oncorhynchus nerka (sockeye salmon) is the source of this 7156-nucleotide messenger RNA. Its product is annotated as multidrug resistance-associated protein 1-like. Bases 889 to 5406 code for a protein of 1505 amino acids. The transcript has 31 exons. Gene Ontology annotation, biological process: transmembrane transport. Lineage: Eukaryota; Metazoa; Chordata; Actinopteri; Salmoniformes; Salmonidae. The record is from RefSeq and is a predicted model, not a curated record. Gene Ontology annotation, cellular component: membrane. Gene Ontology annotation, molecular function: ABC-type transporter activity; ATP hydrolysis activity; ATP binding.
AGAACUAGUGAAAUCACAGAGAUAGUGGAGAGAGUGAAAGAGGCAAGAGAGAAGAAGCGAGAGUCAGUAGAGGGAAAUAGAGAGAGAGAGAGAGCAGGAGAGAGAGCAAUAGAGAGCCGGAGAGAGAGCAGAAGAGAGAGGGAAAGAGAGAGAGAGAGCAGGAGAGAGAGGGAAAGAGAGAGAGAGCAGGAGAGAGAGGGAAAGAGAGCGAGAGCAGGAGAGAGCAAGAGAGAGAACAGGAGAGAGAGCAGGAGAGAGAGGGAAAGAGAGAGAGAGAGCAGGAGAGAGAUAUAGGAAAGAGAGAGAGCAGGAGAGAGAGAUAGGAGAGUUGUCUUUCCCCCACCUACAAGGAGGGAGAGUUGUGGGCUGACUAGCACUCAAAAACAGGACCCACACUGUGAGACUGAGCUCAGAGACACUGGAGUAUGUUUGAGACAGAGUAGAGACUGAGUGGAACAGAGUGGAGACUGAGUGGAGACUGAGUGUGUGAGACUGAGCAGAACAGAGUGUGAUACUGAGCUCAGAGACACUGGAGUAUGUUUGAGACAGAGUAGAGACUGAGCGGAACAGAGUGAUACUGAGUGUGUGAGACUGAGCAGAGUCUGUGUGCUGAAAAACCUGACUCACCGAGUGGAACUCGGGAGAAAAACUGAGAAUAACACACACAUCCUAGGGAGAGAAAAGGAGUGCAGGAGGGAAAUUAGUUUUCUUACCAGACACACAGAAAAAGAGAGAGAGAAGAAGAGAUUCACCAAACAUAAGACCAACACCUUGAGAAACGGAGGGGGGGGAAGAGGACAAGAGUGAUUCACUUCCUUACCGGGACCAUCUGGAUUUACUGAGAGGAAAACAAUAUUUAAGAAAAGGAGAAGGAAAACAGAAGGCAGGAUGGACAAUCUGUGCAGCCUCAGUGGACUGGAUCCACUAUGGGACUGGAACCUGACCUGGUACACCCCUCACCCAGACCUGUCCCAAUGUUUCCAGCAUACGGUCCUGGUGUGGUUCCCCUGCAUGUACCUGUGGUCCUGCGGUCCUCUCUACCUGGUCUACCUCUGGUUCACUGGCCAGGGAGGCAUCUCUCUGACCAGCCUCUGCUGUGCAAAAACUGUGCUGGGUCUGUGUUUGACAUCCUUUGGCUUCCUAGAGGUGUUCUACGUGCUGGUGGAGAGGGGUGCAGAGAUACACCAACACAUGGUCUUCCUGCUUAGCCCCGUUAUACGCAGCCUUACUAUGCUCCUGGCGGUGUGUGUGAUCCAGUGGGAGAGGAUGAAGGGAUGUCGUUCUUCCGUUCUUCUCUUCCUCUUCUGGACUCUGGCAGUGGUCUGCUCCCUCGUUCCACUCAGAGCCAACAUACAGCAGAUCAUAGAAGAGGGGUUCUUCACAGACGCGAUGCGCUUCAUAGCAUUCUUCAUUUACUUCUCCCUGCAGCUGACCCAGCUCAUCCUCAGCUGCUUCUCUGACCAACGCCCCAGUACAGACACACACACCUACAGAAAGAACCCCUGUCCAGUGGAGGACGCCUCUUUCCUCUCUAAGAUGCUCUUCUGGUGGUUUGGAGGGUUGGUUAUUAGGGGUUAUCGUACUCCCCUGCAGGCAGAGGAUCUCUGGUGUCUUAGAGAAGAAGACUCUUCAGACUGUAUCAUAGCAGACCUGGAGAUUGACUGGGCCAGAGAGUGUACUAAACUACAACAAAAGGAGUGUAGUCUGUCUGGCUGCCGUCCUACAGGUCCUAAACUGACAGAACAGACCCAGCUGUUGAAGAAGCUGAGACAGGAACAGAACUCAGGGUUCUGUCUCUUCAGAGUUCUGGCUCGGAGCUUCGGACCUUUCUUCCUCAAAGGGACCCUCUUCCUCAUCUUCCACGACGCCUUCAUGUUCUCCAUACCACAGGUGCUCAGCCUCCUCCUGGGGUUCAUGUGUGACCAGGACAGCGACCUGUGGAAGGGCUUCAUGUUUGCCUUCCUGUUGUUCCUCCUGUCCAGCCUCCAGUCCCUGUUCAACCAUCAGUACAUGUACUCCUGCUUCACCGUGGGAAUGAGGGUGAAGACCGCUGUCAUGGGUCUGGUCUACAGGAAGUCUCUAGUGAUCAGCAGUGCAGCGCGGCAGUCCUGUACCGUGGGAGAGAUUGUUAACCUGGUGUCAGCCGACACUCAGAAGCUCAUGGACAUGGUGGUGUAUUUCAACGCUGUGUGGCUGGCUCCCAUUGAGAUAGCUCUCUGUCUCUACUUCCUGUGGCAGCUUCUAGGUCCGUCAGCCCUAGCCGGCAUCGCCACGGUGAUCCUUAUCUUUCCUCUCAACGGCUUCAUCGCCAAGAUGAGGAGCAAGCUGCAGGAAGUCCAGAUGCGUUCUACAGACAGCAGGAUCAAGCUGAUGAAUGAGAUCCUGAGUGGGAUUAAGAUCCUGAAGUUCUACGCCUGGGAACAGGCCUUCCUGGAGAGGGUUCUGGGUUACCGGGAGAAAGAACUCAAUGCCCUGAAGAGAUCCCAGGUCCUUUACUCCAUCUCCAUCGCCUCCUUCAACUCCUCAUCCUUCCUGAUAGCGUUCUCCAUGUUCGGCGUCUACGUCGUCGUCGACGACAAGAACAUCCUCGAUGCCCAGAAGGUGUUCGUUUCCAUGGCUCUCAUCCACAUUUUGAAGACGCCCCUCAGCCAGCUGCCCUUCGCUAUGAGCACCACCAUGCAGGCCGUUGUCUCUCUGAGGCGUCUGGGAAAGUUCCUGUGCCAGGAUGAGCUGAAGCUUGACGACGUAGAUAGAGAACCAUACAGCCCUGAUGGUGAUGGGGUAGUGAUAGACAGCGGUACGUUUGGCUGGUCUAAGGAAGGUCCUCCCUGCCUGAUGAGGAUCAACGUGAGGGUGAAGAAGGGGUCUCUGGUAGCUGUGGUGGGACAUGUCGGGAGUGGGAAGUCCUCCCUGCUAUCAGCCAUGCUUGGGGAGACAGAGAAGAGGAGUGGUCAUGUCUCAGUCAAGGGCUCUGUGGCCUAUGUACCUCAGCAGGCGUGGAUCCAGAAUGCCACCCUGAAAGACAACAUAGUGUUUGGUCAGGAGAGGAAGGAGAGCUGGUACCACAGAGUGGUGGAGGCCUGCGCCCUGCUGCCAGACCUGGAGAUCCUGCCUGCUGGAGACGGCACUGAGAUCGGGGAGAAGGGUCUGAAUCUAUCAGGUGGUCAGAAGCAGAGAGUCAGUCUGGCCAGGGCCGUGUACAGGAAGGCUGACGUCUAUCUCCUAGACGACCCUCUGUCUGCCGUCGACGCCCACGUGGGUCAACACAUCUUUGAGAGGGUGUUUGGUGCUGAAGGACUGCUCAAAGACCAGACUCGUGUCCUGGUGACCCACGGUCUGAGCUUCCUGCCCCAGGCAGAUCUGAUCCUGGUGAUGGUGGAGGGAGAGAUCACUGAGAUGGGCUCCUACCUGGAGCUGAUGGCACGUGACGGGGCCUUCGCUGAGUUCAUAAGACUCUUCGCCGGGAACGAGCGCAAGGAGCGCUCACACAGAGGAACCAGGAAGUCGGUAUCUCGUCUGAGUAUGACAGACUUCUCCAUAGAUCUUUCUCAGGAGUCUCUCAGUGGAGACAUGAUGAGUAGUGCCAGUAUUCAGACCAUGGAGGCCAUCUCAGACACAGAGGACCAGAAGCAGGAAGUCCUGGGGAAACUGACAGAGGCUGACAAGGCCAACACAGGAAGAGUGAAACUAGAGAUGUACAUGGAGUACUUCAGGACCAUCGGUCUGGCUCUGAUCAUCCCCAUAGUCUUCCUGUAUGCGUUCCAGCAGGCCGCCUCCCUCGCAUACAACUAUUGGCUUAGCGUCUGGGCCGACGAUCCAAUCAUCAACGGCACCCAGAUUGACACAGACCUGAAACUGGGCGUGUUCGGAGCCCUGGGGUUCGCUCAAGGUGUGUCUAUCUUUGGCACCACGGUGGCCAUCUCUCUGGGGGGGAUAAUCGCUUCUCGUCAGCUCCACCUAGACCUCCUCAACAACGUCCUGCAUUCCCCCAUGGCCUUCUUCGAGGUCACACCCUCAGGGAACCUGCUGAACCGCUUCUCCAAGGAGGUGGAUGCCAUUGACUGUAUGAUCCCUGAUGGUCUGAAGAUGAUGCUGGGAUACCUGUUCAAACUGCUCGAGGUCUGCGUCAUCGUUCUGGUGGCCAUGCCCUUCGCUGGGGUGGUUCUGCUGCCCCUCACACUGCUCUACGCAUUCAUACAGAGUUUUUACGUGGCAACAUCGUGCCAGCUCCGUCGGCUAGAGGCAGUCAGUCGUUCUCCCAUCUACACCCACUUCAAUGAGACGGUCCAGGGGGCCAGUGUGAUCAGGGCCUUCUCAGAGCAGGAACGCUUCAUCCUGCAGGCUAACGGACGCAUUGACCACAACCAGACAGCCUACUUCCCCCGCUUCGUAGCCACCAGGUGGCUGGCGGUGAACCUAGAGUUCCUGGGGAAUCUGUUGGUGCUGGCAGCAGCCACCUUAGCUGUGAUGGGCAGAGACACACUGAGCCCUGGUAUAGUAGGACUGGCUGUGUCACACUCACUACAGGUGACAGGUAUUCUGAGCUGGAUCGUGAGGUCCUGGACUGAUGUAGAGAACAACAUUGUGUCCGUGGAGAGAGUUAAGGAGUACGCUGACACACCAAAGGAGGCUCCAUGGACCAUAGAAGGCAGCAUGCUCCCGCUGGCCUGGCCCACCCACGGUACCAUAGAACUGGAGGAAUACGGACUGCAGUACCGUAAAGGACUGGACUGGGCCCUGAAAGGAAUUUCCCUCAGCAUUCAGGAGAAAGAGAAGGUUGGGAUAGUGGGCAGGACUGGAGCAGGGAAGUCGUCCCUGGCAUUGGGAAUAUUCCGGAUUCUGGAAGCAGCGAAGGGAGAUAUCUAUAUAGACGGGAUAAACAUCGCUCAGAUCGGACUGCACGAGCUACGCUCCAGAAUCACCAUCAUACCACAGGACCCAGUGUUGUUCUCUGGGUCUCUGAGGAUGAAUCUGGACCCCUUCGAUGGCUACUCUGAUGAGGAGGUGUGGAGAGCCCUGGAGCUCUCCCAUCUCAAGAGCUUUGUGUCUUGCCUGCCGGACAAACUCAACCACGAGUGUUCAGAGGGAGGAGAGAACCUCAGUCUGGGUCAGCGCCAGCUGGUGUGUCUGGCCCGAGCCCUCCUGAGGAAGACGAAGAUCCUAGUUCUGGAUGAGGCCACAGCUGCUGUGGACCUGGAGACAGACAACCUGAUCCAGUCCACCAUCAGAACCCAGUUUGAUGACUGCACUGUCCUGACCAUUGCACACAGACUCAAUACUAUCAUGGACUACACCAGGGUGAUUGUGAUGGACCGAGGUCUGAUCACAGAUAUGGACUCUCCCUCCAACCUCAUCUCAGAGAGAGGUCAGUUCUACCUGAUGUGUAGGGAGGCUGGCCUGGUCUGAGCCCUCCCCAGCCAGGAGGCUGGGGAGGCUACAGAAAUAAAAACCCUUUUCAACUCCUUUCAUUUUCAAAACAAAUGUUGUGAAAGGAUAUGAGGAAAGGAUAUGAGGAAAGGAUAUGAGGAAAGGAUAUGAGGAGCGAAGCUUGAAGACAGAAGAGGGAUGAGAAUGACGUAGGGCUGAUGUGGGGAUCGGAUGAUGCUUGAGGCUGUCUGUUUGCAUCCCAAAAGGCAGCCGAAUUAUGGGCCCUGGUCAAAAGUAGUGCACUAUGUAGGGAAUAGGGUGCCAUGGCCCUGGUCAAAAGUAGUGCACUAAAUAGGGAAUAGGGUGCCAAGGCUCUGGUUAAAAGUAGUGCAAUAAAUAGGGAAUAGGGUGCCAUUUUGGACACUUCCUUUGUGUAACCCUUUGUUGGACAUUAAGCUUUUUUAACUUUGAACUACUGGGACAGGAUAUGACAUCAUAGGACGCUGCUGAUGGCCUUGUGAUGAGGCAGUAUCAUGUGAUGGAUCCACGAGGAGAAGAGGAGGAGAGGAUGGAGGGAUGAAUGAAUGAGGUGCUUGAUAAACAGAUGCUCAGCCAGGAAGCAACUUAUCAGCAACACACAUGUGCACAUAUACAACAUGCAACACACACAAAACUCAACACACACACAAAACGCAACACACACACAAAACGCAACACACACACAAAACAACAUGCAACUGUCAUGACGUUGGCCUGGGGGUAGGUUUAUGACAGUCAUAAAUACCUCUUCCCCCUUUUUCCUCUCUCUACCCUACUGAUGUUACAUUUGCAAACCCCUUGGUUAACAUAGAGAUUCUGGGAACAUCAGAAGGUGGGGGGAAAUGAAAUAUAUUCUGGUAAUCCGACCAAUGGAACAUAUGCAGUGGUACUUAAUGAAUAUGAUGUCAGUUCGGUUGUCAUCUGAGACAUUCUCAUCAAUGAUAAGAUGACAUAAACUCUACAGUGGAAAGUCUACACAUCAGAGUUAUCGGAUUCACAUGGAAUUGUUGUUCAAUUUAAAUGUUUGAAUAUGAAAUUAUUUGUGAUGGGAUGAAAUGUGAUUUUAGCUUCUAAAAUGUGAGAUUUGGGUUUUCAUAAGGUAGGGCUCUUCUCAAUCAGUGGCCCACCCCUGUGAAGGGACAUGGGCUAUAAAACUUUUCAAACACGCCCUCCUCUCCCUUCCUAUAUAAGCCCUUGACAACAAUAUAACCUCCUGUUCCAAGGAUGUAGGACGACGGUCCGAUGUCAGAAUGGUUCAGAUAAUAACUACAGAACGAAGCCAACAUCAGCGUGAGCUUUGGUGGCGAAUGGUAUGAACUUUGAACUCUUAUUCACUACAGAAGUGAUACCUCCUAGCCGUUGAGGUAGCAACAGCAGCUGCAAAUGAGGGUUAGGAAGGAACAGACAGAGUAUCCCGUCUAUCACACAACGACGUUACUACAACGUAUCCAAUUGACCACCAGAGACAUUCUUCAAAGGACAAAGGACUCGGCCUUCCAUCUACCACCAACCUACUGAAGCGCAGCUCAGAGUAAAUAUUUAUCGCAUUUUCCUUUUCCAAAUGGGUGGUAAUUUAGAAUGCAUAAGAUACUGUAUUUAUGAUAGCACAGCUUCGCCUUUGUUCCUCAGUCUUCCCGCUUUUUCACUCAACCCAGCCUCUUUUCUUUUGUGUAGCAAGCUGUCAUAUCUGUUCCGCCCGCUAGGGACGUUUUACUUUAUGACGUCAUUUGUAACCAAGUUAUGAUUAAUU